AUGCCGCGGGGCCUUCUGCAAGAAGCCGUAUGUCAUCAUCCUGGUGCUUCUCGCAAAGAGGAGCUGCAGGAGGAGCUCGCAGCAUGCGGGAAGUCGCCUCGCAGCCGAAGGCCUUGCUGCUGUGCUUUGUUCAGUGAACGCUGCCCGAAGGCAGCAUUUGAUACGUGGGCGGUCAAGGUAUGCCCGCUCAGCCUUGACUAUCCUGCUAACACAGCAACAGCACGACACUGCAAAACAUUGCAGUCUUCUUUUUCUGCUUCGAACAACGGUGGUAAACAGAUACGCCAUUCGGCGGCAGCGGCAGCAGCUGUGGCAGUGGCACUCGUAGUCGAAGUCGCAUCAUCACUAGCAGCAGCAGCAGCGGCAGCAGCAGGAAGCAGCAGUCGUAGUAGCAGCAGCAGCCGCAGCAGCAGCAGCACCAGCAGCAGGACCAGCAGCAGCAGCAGUAGCAGUAACAGUCGCAAGGGCCGCGGCCGCGGUCGCGGAUGCCGCGGCGGCGGUGGUGGCGGUGAUGGGCGGUGGCGGUGGCAGUAG
Molecule: messenger RNA, 534 nt
Organism: Symbiodinium sp. CCMP2456
Lineage: Eukaryota; Dinophyceae; Suessiales; Symbiodiniaceae
Source: the annotation of a GenBank genome assembly